Striga asiatica is the source of this 855-nucleotide messenger RNA. Lineage: Eukaryota; Viridiplantae; Streptophyta; Magnoliopsida; Lamiales; Orobanchaceae. The record is from the annotation of a GenBank genome assembly.
AUGGCUGCUGUCUCGGUUUGUUUCACUACUCCCACUUUAUACCCUGCGCUAACAAGCCUCCUCAAGUGCACAUUCAACCUGAAAGUGGGCACGCUAGCUGUCAGGAAAUUCCGGUCCAUGUGGGCAUAUAUACCGAGUACUCUAGCUGCAUUUUCAGCAUCUUCCCCGAAAAAUCUGUACUUAUACCCGACCUCAAUCAUCAGGAGCACGUCCGGGUACCUAUUCUUGAGCUCGACCACUUGUUGCUCCAAUGGCGUGUACUUGGGGUUUGGAAUCUGCGAGCAAUUGGUGUUUCUGGAAGGUUCGAGGAGGUCCUGGGGAGGUUCCAGAAGCUUGUCGAGGAAUUUUCGAUGGAGGGUGGGGUUGGGUAGGGGUAUUAAAUUGGGGGUGUUGCUGGGUGAGGCCGGGUGGCUGAGCUUUUGGGGCUUGUUGUGGAGGGCGUUGAGCUGGCCGGUACGGAUUCGUUUGGCCGGGGAAAAGGAGACGGUGGUGGCGAUUUUGGGCGGUGGGGUGGAGGGCGGGUUUUGCGGUUGCGGCGGGCCGGGGGUGGCGUCGGCGGAGGGUUUGGGCGCGAAGAAGCGGGAGAUGACUUGCUGCUUCUGCUUGCCCAUGGAGAUGUGGCGACGGCGGGAACAGGCGGCGGCGCCGGUUCGUGGCGGUGGUUUUCGCGGUUGUUUGGCGGCUCACGGCUCUUCGAGCUUCGCGCCUUUCGCGAAAAAAUCCAGUUUGUCCACCUCCGACAGCUGCACGUUCGCAUUUCGACGGCAGAUGAGUGCGCUGGCGAUGAAGGAGGCGCGUGAAAAAUGCGAUCGCCGCAAAUUGUGCAGAAUUGAAUUCGGCGACAUGAUAAUGUAA